ACAAAUUUCAGUUCCCUCUGUUGGCAACACUGUGGGUCAAAGUCUACGUGUUUCGAGUUCACCUGUUUAUCAAACCGGUCAACAAAUACAUCUCCUAAGUUUUAUAUGUGGUUUUAAGUAUACUCCUUAUUAUUGAGUUAUGGCUUCUUAUAUUGCAAGAAAUGUUGUCAAAAGCCCUGCGGCCCUGGGGUUAGUCCAACAACAAUUCAGUGGACUUAGGGCAUUCUCUGUGGGCACACAGCUAAAUAAUAAAAAGACUCUAAAAGAUAAAACGGGAAAAAAUAUCGUCUUAGUGGAUGGUGUCAGAACACCAUUUUUACUCUCUGGAACUGAUUAUUCUAAGUUGAUGCCACAUGACCUAGCAAAAGAAGCUUUAUCCGGUAUUUUAAAGAAGACUGGUGUUCCUAAAGAGAUUAUCGACUAUGUCAUUUAUGGAACUGUUAUUCAAGAAGUUAGAACUUCAAAUAUUGCAAGAGAAGCGGCACUUGCAGCUGGUUAUAGUGACAAAACUCCAGCUCACACUGUUACAAUGGCUUGCAUUUCAUCAAAUCAGGCCAUGACAACAGCAAUUGGUCUGAUUGCAAGUGGAGUCUAUGAAGUUAUUGUAGCAGGAGGGGUAGAAUUUAUGUCUGAUAUACCAAUUAGACACAACAGAAAAAUGAGAAGUUUAAUGCUGAAAGCAAAUAAAGCUAAGACUUUGCAGCAAAGACUGGGUUUGUUGGCUUCAAUUCGUCCCAAUUUCUUUAUCCCAGAGUUACCCGGAGUAUCUGAAUUUUCAUCUGGAGAAACCAUGGGACAUUCUGCUGAUCGUUUAGCAGCUGCCUUUGGUGCUUCAAGGAAAGAACAGGAUGACUAUGCACUUAGAUCACAUUCUUUGGCCCAACAGGCUUUCCAGAAGGGUCAUUUUACUGAUCUAUACCCAGUUAAACUUCCUGGUUCAGAUAAGGUUAUUGAUAAAGACAAUGGCAUACGUGUGUCUAGUCCAGACCAAUUAGGAAAACUAAAACCAGCAUUCAUUAAACCCCAUGGAACAGUUACAGCUGCCAAUGCGUCAUUCUUGACUGAUGGAGCUUCAGCUGCGCUUAUUACUACAGAAGAAAAAGCAAAAGCUCUAGGACUGAAGCCUAAAGCCUACUUGCGUGAUUUUAUUUAUGUAUCACAGGAUCCCAUAGAUCAGUUGUUACUAGGACCAGCCUAUGCUACACCAACAUUAUUGGAUAAAGCUGGUCUUCAACUUAAAGAUAUUGAUGUUUGGGAAUUCCAUGAAGCUUUUGCAGGACAAAUUUUAGCAAACUUCAAAGCCUUAGAUAGCGACUGGUUUGCACAAAAGUACAUGAACAAGAAAGGCAAAGUUGGAAGUCCAGACAUCAGUAAAUUCAAUGCCUGGGGAGGAUCGCUUUCCAUUGGUCAUCCAUUUGCUGCGACUGGUAUAAGAUUGGCAAUGCACACAGCAAACAGACUUGUUAAAGAAAACGGACAAUUGGGAUUAAUUGCAGCUUGUGCUGCUGGUGGUCAGGGUGUUGGUAUGAUCCUUGAGCGACACCCUGACGCAACAGCCAACUAAAUAUUUUAAAAGUUACAUUUGCUGAGUCAAGGAAGUGCUCUUAUAUUUACCCCACUUAUUUUUUAUAUAGUUCUGGGUUCAGUAAAAAUGUAUAUAUUUCUCCAGCGCCGAGUAUAAAAUAUUUCUUUUUCAUAUAAUGUAAAUCUCUUAAGACGUUUAAUAUAUUUAUACCUAUCCUUAA
This is a messenger RNA of Zophobas morio, 1745 nucleotides long. It is a transcript of the gene Mtpbeta, whose product is annotated as trifunctional enzyme subunit beta, mitochondrial. The record is from RefSeq and is a predicted model, not a curated record. Lineage: Eukaryota; Metazoa; Arthropoda; Insecta; Coleoptera; Tenebrionidae. Gene Ontology annotation, cellular component: mitochondrion. The coding region runs from base 140 to 1564 and encodes 474 amino acids. Gene Ontology annotation, molecular function: acyltransferase activity, transferring groups other than amino-acyl groups. Gene Ontology annotation, biological process: fatty acid beta-oxidation. The transcript is spliced from 9 exons.